ACGGAAUUUGGUACUUAUUACAAAACAAUAAUAAUAUUCAUAUUUUGUAUUUUUUUACUUGGUUGAAAUUAUUUCUUGAUUUUGAGUUUUUGACAUGUAAAAAUGUUCGUGGAUCUUGAAAAUUUUGUAAAAUAUACUUUACGUCUGCGAUUUAUGAAUAUUUAACAUCAAACACAACUAGUGAACAUACAAAAUGUUUAUUUAUGUUUGUGUUUGUUGUAUAUUUUAUAUAAUUGAUAAUUGUUUUUAAUUGAAUGUAAAUGAUCUAUUACUGUGGCACUAAGGAUCAAGAAUUUAUCAAUAACGAAAACCUUGGUUCACGUUCAUUAGAUAUUAAUUUUAAAAACGAUAUACAAAAUUAUGUUUUGAGAACAAGUACUAAUAUAAAAAUGAAUGAAACAAAAAAAAAACCAUUUAAAAUUCCGGAUCAUAUUUCUUUAAUACAAUGUAAUUAAUAUUUAAUUUUUUAAUUUUAAUUUUGAAUUAAAAUUAUGUACCACUUUUUGGUUUUUAGGCGAAGGAAGUGUCAAAUAUACAUGCACUGUUUGCGAAAAAACAUUUAAGUCAAAAAAGAAUUGUAUCUAUCAUUUGACUUGUAAUGGAGAUGCUGAUGGAACAAAAAAACCAUUGUUAUGUGAGCAAUGUAAUAAAUUGUUUAAAAAACAAUCCCAUUUGGACUAUCAUAUGUUAACGCAUUCAGGUAAACUCCUUGAUAAAUUGUUUUUAAAACGUUUGCUGAGUUUCAGUUUCAUGUACCUUGGUAGGUACCUAAUAUUUAUCAUAGUUUUUCCAAUUAUAAAUAGGUAUUAACAUGUUUUAGUUACCCAAAUUACUUAUUAUGUGUAAACAAGUAUUGAUUUUAAUAAAAUGUGCAUUAUUAGUGGUUCCUUCAGUUUUAUUACCAACAGUCCCUGAUCUAUUUAUAAAGUACUAACCUUUAAUCUAUUGAUAUUUUAUUUAGUAAUUACAAUUUUGAUUUAAAUUUAAAUUAUAGUAUACUUUUAAUUUGAAUUGUAAUUUGUUAUUAUUUUAGGUGAAAGACCAUUUAAAUGUAGCAGUUGUGAUAAAUGUUUUUUCACAAAAUCUAAGAUGAUCGAGCAUAGAAUAGUACAUACAGGUAAGAAAUUGUUAAAAAACAUUUUUAAUAAGUGACAAAAUAUUAUUCUUUUAAAUUUUAUCCUUUUAUGUAUUUAUUUUAGCACGUUCUCAUUUUUGUGCAAUUUGCUCAAAAGGUUUCAAAAGAAAACGAUCAUUGGAAAUUCAUAUGAAAUCACAUGUUGUUGAAAAACCAUUUCAAUGUGCAACAUGUUCCAAAUUUUUUAAAAGCAAACAAUGCUUGAAGAAACAUCACAUUAGGAAACAUUCUGGUAUGCACGGUUAUAAAUAAUAAAUAAUAAUUAUAAUCUUAUACUAUAAAAUAAAUGUUAAUAUUAUUAUUAAAAUAAUUAAUUAUUAUUCAUUUCAGGAACUAAGGCAUUUUCAUGUGAUAUUUGUAAAAGAAAAUUUAGUUUAAAAGAUUCAUUGGUUUCACAUAAAAAGACACACUCAUGUUUAAAUCAAUUUGCAUGCUAUCUAUGCAAUCAACAAUUCAAAGAAAAACGUUAUUUACAAAGGCAUCUUGGAACUCAUAAUAGUAAUAAAUAUAUGAAAUAGUUGAUUUACUAUAUUUUAAAUGAAAUUAUUAACAUAUUAUUUACAUGGAUUUUUGUAGAAAAAAAUAUUUUGAACUGUCCAAUGUGUAUGAAAGAAUUCACUCGUAAAGACAAUUUAGAUAGACAUGUAAGAAACACACAUCUGGAAUCUGAGAAUAUCAACAUAACUGAACAUGUUAUUCGUGCUUCUGUUAUUAAAGUUGUCAACAAAAUUGAAUCAUAUCCUGUUAAAGUGAUUCAACAUACUUAGCCCUGUUCUUACAAUGUUUGAUUAGCGGUAACCCAUAGGUAUAAUUUUUCGCAAAUCAACAAAAUUGUGUCAAUUAAUUUACGGUUAGAGCUAACUGACAAUUUACAGGACAGGUUUAAUAUUUAAUUCACAAUAUAUUAUUAUUUUUAUUUGAUUGCAUUUAAUGGUCUAUGGUCCAAUAUUUAAAGAUAAAAAUAUAUAUAUUAGAUUUAAAAUAGGUAUCAAUGUUAUCUACCUUGGUGCAACACAAUUGGGCAUUUUUAUCUGUUCUGUAUUCAAAAUCCACACAAUGUUUGAGCACUCGAUAUUCUUAAAAAGAUACCACAUUCGGGCAUUCAAAUUCUUGAUAUCGAAUUUGCAUAAUUUUUAAAUAUUGAAUACAUUUCUUUCUUUAUUUUUAAUAUCUUCUUAGUUACCUAUAUAUUUGGUUUUAAGUACAGACUUUUUUAAAAUGUAAUUUAAUUGAUUUUUUCUAUAAAUUUUGAAUGCAGUUUCUGUCUGAAUGUUAAUCAAAAUGGCUACUACAUGGUAUAUCUUCAGGUAUGGAUAAUGAAAUAGUGACUGCGACCUAAUUAUGGUGUAAGAUAAAAAUGAGAAACAUAAAAAUAAAAUACUGGAUAAGACAGAUUCUCAAAAUAUCAUUAUCUAUAUAUCAUACUCUAUUGCAGUCCACUAUAAUAUUUAUUAUCGUAGAAAUUCCCAUUUCACAGCCAUAUUAUAUUAGCACACAUUAGGAAUAUUAUUUGGGCUAGUAAAAGAUUUAUACUUUACAUGUAUACAAAUAUAUACUUAUAUAUAAUAUAUACCUAUAUAAAAUAUUAUCUUUAUUACCUAUAUAGAGUAUGGAAAUUAGUGACUAUAUGGCCCAAACAUGUUGUGACAUCAGAUUAUAAUAAUGCCCCAGCGUAUUAUAAUCUUGUGUUUAAACAAGUCACAAUUUUUAUAAAAUGCCUAUAUGUGUUGUAACCAUGUACCUAUUAUGAGUAAUUAUUAAUUUUAUCUUGUUCACCAAAUUUUUAUCAUUUUUUGUAUUAAAUUUAUUAUUCUAUUAUUGUUUCAAUUGUGAUUUCUGAACUAAGUAACUGAAUUAUUAAUUUUAUAACUGAGUUUUUAUUUUUGAUAACCAUUUUUCAACUACCUAGUAAAUUAGCUUCCUAAGUUUCAUUUUACCUUUUUUGAGAUAUAAACACAAAUAACAAUUUAGUUUGUCUUAAUUAUGUGCCAUAAAGAAAUACUGUACAGAGAACUGAAAAUGUACCAAUUAGUCUUUACUUAAAUGUACCAUAACGUUUUUACUUCUGAGCUAUGACGGCAUUUUUGUAAUGUUAUGAGCACAUACAUUAAUAAAUACAUAUUACUUAAUCAUAUAUAUUUGUGGUUGUAACUGUUGUGAAC
Messenger RNA from Cinara cedri, 3297 nucleotides. Lineage: Eukaryota; Metazoa; Arthropoda; Insecta; Hemiptera; Aphididae. The record is from the annotation of a GenBank genome assembly.